AUGAGGGCACAUGGCUGGGAUGAUUUAUUCAUGAGUGUGGUAUCAUUUUGUGAACAACAUGGUAUUGAUGUUCCUGAUAUAAGUGCUCAUUAUAUGAUGGGUACACGUCGUUCUUGUCAACAAAAAGAUUUUAUUACAAUUGAACAUUACUAUCACGUUGAUGUAUUUAAUGAUGUGAUAGAUUGCAUGUUGAGGGAGUUAAAUGACAGAUUUUCAGAGCAAACAGUUGAACUUCUUAUUCUUAGCUCAACAUUGGAUCCUCGUAAUUCCUUCAAAUCAUUCAAUAUUGGGCAUCUAUAUAAACUUGCUGAGAAAUUCUAUCCUGCUGACUUCAGUCCAAGUGACUUGAAAGCUUUAGAAAUUGAGUUGAGGUAUUUUCAAAAUGAUAUGCAUCGUCUUCCCUGCUUUAAGGACCUCACCACUCUUCCUCAGUUAUGUCAACAAUUGGUGGAAACAACUUUGGCAGAAAACUACAAUUUGCUUUACAAGUUGAUUCAGUUAGUGUUGACUCUUCCUGUUUCUACAGCAACAACGGAACGAGCUUUUUCAUGUAUGAGAAUUAUUAAUAAUAGACUUCGGAGCACCAUAACUGAUGAAUUCCUUGCUGAUUGCAUGAUUCUCCACAUUGAAAGAGAGUUUGUUAAUAAUAUCGAUAAUGAAGAGAUAAUUGAGGAAUUUAAGAUUUCUAAGCCACGUAGGGUAAAGUUUUAG
This is a messenger RNA of Prunus armeniaca (apricot), 711 nucleotides long. Lineage: Eukaryota; Viridiplantae; Streptophyta; Magnoliopsida; Rosales; Rosaceae. The record is from the annotation of a GenBank genome assembly.